AUGAUGGAGCCACUACCUAAACACGAGUAUUGUCAUUCACUAAGCCUCGUAGAUUUGCAGCUUGAAUAUGCUGAAGAGGAAGAAGAAGAUGAUGACCACGACAACGAAGACCACGACGAUGAGGAUGGUGAUGAGGACCACGAUGACGACCUCGAUGAUGAUGGUGAUGAGGAUAGUUGUCUGAUUACGAAAGAGGGCUUUCAAGGUGUAUGUUACAGGUGUGGCCAAGAAAUCCAUAUGUACGAGAGGUACUACUACAAAUGUAAACAUUCAUCAUGUGAUGUCUCGCUUCACAAAUUUUGUGGUGAGCUCUUGACAAGGUUAGAGCAUGCAUUACAUCCACAUCCUCUUUCCCUAUGUUGGCCGAGGAUUAAUUGGAGAUGCAAUAUUUGUAAGAGAGAUCACAAGUGUCUAGAAAUGUGUUACAAAUGUUUGGAAUGUGAUUUCUCCAUUGAUGUAAAAUGUGCCGUGGAAGAAGAAAAAAAGAUCAUCCAUCAUCCUAGCCACCCACACUUACUAAUCUGUUUACUCCCUAAAGCCAUUUUAUGCGAUUGUAGUGCUUGUGGGAAAAUGCAUGAAGGAAUCUUUUAUCAAUGUACCACUUGUGUUGGCUUCUCCUUACAUAAUGAUUGUGCUUUCCUACCAAAAAGAUUGUUAAUCAACGAGACCACAAAAGUUGCCUUUUAUCAUACUCAUCCACUCACCAUUUCAUAUUCCUUCCCCAUGAACGAUAAAAUAGCCAAACAUAAUCCUAAAUGCAGAGUAUGUGGUCAUGGUUUUGAUGAUAUGGAGAAUCUUUGGAUUUACAAAUGUGACAAAUGUAUGUACUAUGCACAUGUGCGUUGUGUGACAUCAAGAAGAGAGUCGUUCUUGCGUGCUGGCCUCAACAAAACCGUCGAAAAUUUUAAAGAUGAUGACCACCCUCAUCUUCUUCAUCUCCCAUUCCCUGAUGAAACAUAUAGUGUACCAAAACAAAUUUUUUUCAAAGAAAGUGGAAGAAGUGUGGAGGUAAUCCUAAAACACACGAGUCAUCAACACCCUCUAGUUCUAAUUGAUCAGACACAAUUAAAUGAGAAAACCUCCUCAGAGAUUAAUUCUUUGCUAUUAAUGUGUCAUAACCCAAUGACAAAGACCAAACUGAUAUGCAACGGAUGUAUGAGACCAGUCAUGUCGACCAUGCCCUUUUACAGGUGCCCUGAAUGUUGCAACUUUGUUCUCCAUGAGUGGUGCACUCGACUGCCAUCGCAAAUAGAAAACCAUCCAGGUCACCCACAACAUACACUUCUUCUCAUCUACUCAAACAUCCUUCCUUGCUUUUUUGGUGUGUUCGUUUGUGCUGUCUGUCAUCUACCUUGCAAUGGAUUUGCAUAUUGUUGUGUAAAAUGCAAAUACUAUGUUGAUGUUACUUGUGGGUUUAUACCUAAAAAAAUCACACAUAAAUCUCACCCAAAUCACCUGCUUUCAUUAGUUCAAAACCCUUCAGGUGGUUGUCAUAUGUGUCUCAAAGAUGUUGAUAGUCAUCAACUUUCAUUCAACUGCAAUGUUUGUGAAAUUUAUAUCCAUCCUGAAUGUGCUCUGUUAUUCUCCAAGAUGAUUUGGCACAGCUAUGACAAGCAUCCCAUGCAACUAAGUUACCUCCCGAUUGAGAACCAUAAGAGUGAAUACUUUUGUGAAAUUUGUGAGUUUUAUUUGAAUCCUCAUGAAUCUUUCUAUCACUGUCAACAUUGUCGUCAGUCUAUACAUACUGCUUGUGCCCCUCUAAUACUUGAGAGUGAAACACAUACCUAUAUGUACAAUUUAAGAAGCGUUUAUAAUUUUGUUAAUAUAAAGUUUGGGGACAUUUAUAGCAGUGGUGGCCACACACAUCCUCUCUCAUUUGCUCAAGGAACUGCCUUAGAUGAUCUGUGUAACAUAUGUGGUAGGAAAUUACAAUACAAAAUUAUAUUUAAAUGUCACGACUGUAAGGAGGAUAAGUUUGCCAUUGAUUAUAACUGUUGUGAGAAUGUGAAGAGGGCAUUAAGUUCAUUCGUUUCCCUCGACAUGCUUGAUUUGUAA
This is a messenger RNA of Lactuca saligna, 2055 nucleotides long. NCBI's taxonomy places the organism in Eukaryota, Viridiplantae, Streptophyta, Magnoliopsida, Asterales, Asteraceae. The record is from the annotation of a GenBank genome assembly.